Molecule: messenger RNA, 1279 nt
Organism: Mustela lutreola (European mink)
Lineage: Eukaryota; Metazoa; Chordata; Mammalia; Carnivora; Mustelidae
Gene: MAFA
Product: MAF bZIP transcription factor A
Exons: 1
Coding region: 132-1196 (354 amino acids)
Biological process (GO): regulation of transcription by RNA polymerase II; retinal rod cell development
Cellular component (GO): nucleus
Molecular function (GO): RNA polymerase II cis-regulatory region sequence-specific DNA binding; DNA-binding transcription factor activity, RNA polymerase II-specific
Source: RefSeq, a predicted model, not a curated record
CCGCCCCCGCCGAGACCCGCCGCGGGUGGGGAGUGAAGGGGGGGAGAGGCCCGCGGCUCCCUCUCCCCCCCGCCGCCGCCUCCCGUCGAGGCGCAGCCGGGCGCGACAGCGGGGCCGGGGGCCCCCGGGCGAUGGCCGCGGAGCUGGCGAUGGGCGCCGAACUGCCCAGCAGCCCGCUGGCCAUCGAGUACGUCAACGACUUCGACCUGAUGAAGUUCGAGGUGAAGAAGGAGCCGCCCGAGGCCGAGCGCUUCUGCCACCGCCUGCCGCCCGGCUCGCUGUCCUCGACGCCGCUCAGCACGCCCUGCUCCUCCGUGCCCUCCUCGCCCAGCUUCUGCGCGCCCAGCCCGGGCACCGGCGGCGGCGGCGCGGGGGGCGGCAGCGGCGCGGCGCAGGCCGGGGCCACCGCGGGGCCGACGGGCGGGGCCCCGGGCGCCGUCGGGGGCGCCUCGGGGAAGCCGGCGCUGGAGGAUCUGUACUGGAUGAGCGGCUACCAGCACCACCUGAACCCCGAGGCGCUCAACCUGACGCCCGAGGACGCGGUGGAGGCGCUCAUCGGCAGCGGCCACCACGCCGGGCACCACGGCGCGCACCACCCGGCGGCCGCCGCGGCCUACGAGGCUUUCCGGGGCCAGGGCUUCGGGGGCGGCGGCGGCGCGGACGACAUGGGCACCGGCCACCACCACGGCGCGCACCACGCCGCCCACCACCACCACGCCGCCCACCACCACCACCACCACCACCACGCGGGCGCGGGCCACCACGGCGGCGGCGGCGGCGGCGCGGGCCACCACGUGCGCCUGGAGGAGCGCUUCUCCGACGACCAGCUGGUGUCCAUGUCGGUGCGCGAGCUGAACCGGCAGCUCCGCGGCUUCAGCAAGGAGGAGGUCAUCCGGCUGAAGCAGAAGCGGCGCACGCUCAAAAACCGCGGCUACGCGCAGUCGUGCCGCUUCAAGCGCGUGCAGCAGCGGCACAUUCUGGAGAGCGAGAAGUGCCAGCUCCAGAGCCAGGUGGAGCAGCUGAAGCUGGAGGUGGGGCGCCUGGCCAAGGAGCGGGACCUGUACAAGGAGAAAUACGAGAAGCUGGCGGGCCGGGGCGGCCCCGGGGGCGCGGGCGGGGCCGGCUUCCCGCGGGAGUCCUCGCCGCCGCAGGCCGGGCCCGGCGGGGCCAAGGGCGCACCCGACUUCUUCCUGUGAGCGCCCGGGCCGAGCGCGCGCCGCCGCCGCCACCGGCCAGAGGCGCGGGCCGCCGGCGCCGGACUGGAGGCCCCUGCCGGCCG